Molecule: messenger RNA, 864 nt
Organism: Camelina sativa (false flax)
Lineage: Eukaryota; Viridiplantae; Streptophyta; Magnoliopsida; Brassicales; Brassicaceae
Source: RefSeq, a predicted model, not a curated record
CUCGUUGUGCUCCUCUCAAAUCCACAAAUCACACACUCACCAUCUUCUUUAGAUCAUCGGAGUAAACGAAACCCAAUUCUCAAAAUCCAAACUUUCCAAAAAGUCUCAAAAAAACCAAUCAUGGGUUUGAUUUCUUCUUCUUCAUCACCAGUAGAUGAAUCUCAUUACCAUACUCACAAGAUCUUCCUUUUCUCAAACUACAUCCUUCUCGGCGCCGCUUCAAGCUGCAUCUUCCUCACACUCUCUCUCCGUCUAAUCCCUUCGAUCUGCGGAUUCCUACUCAUCCUCCUCCACGCCGUAACAAUCGCCGCCGCUGUCUCAGGCUGCGCCGCCGCUUCUUGCGGGAGAAACAGGUGGUACGCUGCUCACAUGGUGACAACUGUGCUCACAGCUAUAUUCCAAGGCUCUGUCUCUGUUCUCAUCUUCACCAACACGUCAAAGUUCCUAGGGAGUCUCAAGUCGUAUGUUCGUGAGGAAGAUGCUGCUGUGAUCUUGAAACUCGGUGGUGGGCUUUGUAUUGUCAUCUUUUGUCUUGACUGGAUCGUUCUUGUUUGUGCUUUCUUCUUGAAGUACUAUGCUUAUGUCGACGGUGGUAGUGAUGGCAUUGCGAUGAAGAGAACUGGUAAGGUUCAGAGUGAGGAGAAUCCUAAGGAUUGGCCAUGGCCGUUCCAAGUUUGAAGAUUAUUGUCUUCUUUUUUGGUUUGUGGUAAGAAAUGUUUGAGUUAGAUCAAUAUCAAUUGUUGGUUUUUGAUCUGUUUCGGUGGGUAUUAUUGUGAUUUGUUCAUUUGUUUGUUUUUUUGAGUGUUUGAUGUAAUUCGUCAGUGAUCUAUUACAUAAAUAUAUAAGCCUAUGGUUUUCACUUGA